Necator americanus (New World hookworm) is the source of this 2436-nucleotide messenger RNA. RefSeq lists its product as uncharacterized. Bases 1 to 2436 code for a protein of 811 amino acids. Gene Ontology annotation, molecular function: sequence-specific DNA binding; chromatin binding; transcription coactivator activity. The transcript is spliced from 21 exons. Gene Ontology annotation, biological process: negative regulation of transcription by RNA polymerase II. The record is from RefSeq and is a predicted model, not a curated record. Gene Ontology annotation, cellular component: NuRD complex; nucleoplasm. NCBI's taxonomy places the organism in Eukaryota, Metazoa, Nematoda, Chromadorea, Rhabditida, Ancylostomatidae.
AUGUCGCACACCCAGAACAUGUAUAAAGUUGGAGAUUAUGUGUACUUCGAGACUCCUGAGAAUACACCAUAUCAAAUUCGCAGAAUAGAGGAUUUAAACAAGACUCCAUCUGGGCAGGUUGAAGCCCGAGUAACUCUGUUUUAUCGCCGUCGUGACAUUUCUGCAGCUCUUCUUAAAAUCGCUGACCAAGCUGAAAGAAGAUUUGAUGAGUACUAUGAAGUUGACAAACCUAAGUCCGACAAGUACGGACUAACUGGCCAUACAGUGGCAAAUGGAGCGGACUCUAAGAUAGAACAUGACGAAGCAGGUCAUAAGAUUUGCUCAAGGGAAGAUGACGAAGAUCGUAUUGAUUGGGGUGUGGCAGGUUUGCCACUAGGUGUUGAGGAACUCAACGAUGACCAAAGACACCGAGUGAGGCAACGGGAAUUAUUUUUAUCCAGACAGGUGGAAACGUUGCCUGCCACCUUAAUUCGCGGAAAAUGUCAGGUUACCUUGCUCAGUGAAAUUGAGACAGUGUCGAGUUAUGACGGAGAGGACAAAUUCUUUUACUCACUGGUAUAUGAUCCGAGCCAGAUGACACUACUUGCUGACAAAGGCGCUAUUCGCGUUGGUGAGAAGUAUCAAGCUGAUGUUCCUGACUCGAUGGAAUGCGAUGACAACAGAGAGAAUGGUGAUGGGGACAAGCUAAUGAUCGAUGAUGAGGAGGAACACAGUGGUAGCAAUGUUCGAGUAGCUCAACGUGCACCGUUGGAGACGGAGCGAGAAGUGCUAGUCUACCACCCUCACCAUUCUCUCACAGAUAGGGAUAUGGACCAGUUUCUGAUUGUUGCAAGAGCUGUCGGGACGUUUUCGCGUGCACUGGACACUUCUUCUUCUACCAAGCUUCCGUCUCUUCACAUGACAGCUGCAGCAGCAUCUCGUGAUGUUACUCUUUUACAUGCCAUGGCUUUGCUUCAUCAAGCCGACUAUGAUAUAGGACAGGCUGUGAAAUAUCUCGUUCCUCCUCCAAACAAGAAUUAUUACCCUUUGGAAGCCGACAAGACUACAGGUCAUAAUACAGUCAGUUUAGGUGGUCCAAUACUGUGCAGAGAUCAAAUUGAAGAGUGGUCUGCCGCCGAAGCGAACCUUUUUGAAGAUGCUCUAGAAAAAUACGGGAAAGAUUUCUCUGACGUGCGGGUCGACUUCUUGCCCUGGAAGUCUCCUCGGGACAUAGUCGAGUAUUAUUACAUGUGGAAGACCACGAACCGUUACGUUGAACAAAAGAAAAAGAAGAAUGCAGAACAUGAAAGCAAACUUAAGCAGGUAUACAUUCCAAACCACUCCAAGGCGACCGGACCUUCAGUGAAGGGGAUUGAGCCAUGUGAAGGUUGCAAGGUCCCGGAGAGCAGCGCGUGGCAUGCAUGGGGUCCAACAAAUUUACAGUUGCGUCUUUGUCAAGAUUGUUGGGCGUAUUGGAAGAAGUAUGGCGGAUUGAAGGAGCGUCAUCAACAUGAAGUAUUUGACGUGAAUACCUCUGCUCAUGAGGACGCUGCCUCCGAUGUUCAUGAGAACACUAAACCUUCAACUACCCAUGUAAAUCCGUUAGCCAUAAACAAAAGUUCUUCCGCUGCGCAGCAAAAUCGCCCAGUUGGAACAGGACAUGUGAUAGCUCGGUUGCCCCCAAACCAUCCGCUUUUGUUGGCUGCCACAUCGGGUUCUACAGUGUCUUCUGGUAGUCCUCUCAAAGGCAAGCAGCUGAAAGCACCAUUCACUAUGCGACCAUCAAUGAUGUACAGGGUUGCUCGAAGGGUGUGCCCAAAAUCACUGCUGAAUCUAAGAUUCGCAGCUAGGAGGCCUAUGCACGAAAUUAACCUUGCCGCCGUGAAGAACUACUGCUACUCAUUAGAGGCAGGUAAUGCUGUUCUCUCCGCCGCUACACAGAUCUGUCAAGCACACAAUCGUCAUCUGCCAUCUACUUUUGCUCAGAACUACACUUUGCAGGCGGCUCAACAUCACCAACUGCAACAGCAGACUUUGAAAAGGCCGUCUAGCUCUUCUGGAUCCGAACCGAGUGCAAAACGUGAGAAACUGCAAGUAGGGCCAGUCGCGAAUGCCGCAACCGCUCCCAGCCCCUUCUCCUCAGUCUCAGCUGCAGUCGUUUCUGCUGGCACAGUACCCCUGAAGCCGAACAAAUGGGACUCGGUUUGGCGGUGGCAGCCCGGAGGCCAGUUCGUGUUCCUCGCUGGACCGCUAUACCGACGUCGCAGAGCUGAGUUGUUACCACGGGAAACAUUGGGUCACCAAAUUGGGCGGCGAGCUCUCAUCGCCAAAGAAAGUGACGCCAGAGUCGCGAGCCAGGUCAAAAUUCUUCUUCAGUUCCUCCCAUCUAUGCCCUCUGAAAAUCCGCCUCGUCGAGUGCAGCAUCAUCUGGUGCAGGCAAGGCCACUGUUAUUAUAG